Setaria italica (foxtail millet) is the source of this 1679-nucleotide messenger RNA. Its product is annotated as DNA-dependent metalloprotease WSS1. The record is from RefSeq and is a predicted model, not a curated record. NCBI's taxonomy places the organism in Eukaryota, Viridiplantae, Streptophyta, Magnoliopsida, Poales, Poaceae. The coding region runs from base 78 to 1139 and encodes 353 amino acids. The transcript is spliced from 5 exons.
GCCUCAAGACCGCCCACCUUUCCGUCCCCAAUCCAUUUGAAACCGCGCCGCGUCGGCGUGAAUCGUCGGCGGCGGCGAUGGAGGUGGGCGACCUGCACAAGGUCUGGGAUGUCCGGGAACUCAAGAGGAAGCCCGACGCGGCCGCCGCCCGCGCGCUCCUCGACCGCGUCGCCAAGCAGGUCCAGCCCAUCAUGCGCCGCCACAAGUGGCGGGUCAAGGUCCUCUCCGAGUUCUCGCCACGGAACGCCAGGCUGCUGGGGCUCAACGUCGGCGCGGGCGUUGAGGUCAAGCUGCGCCUGCGGCGCGCCGGCCGCGACUACGAUUUCAUCCCCUACGAGGAGGUGCUCGACACCAUGCUCCAUGAGCUCUGCCACAACGACCGCGGGCCCCACGACGCGCAGUUCUACAAGCUCUGGGACGAACUCCGCAAGGAAUGCGAGGAACUUGUUUCGAAGGGUAUCACUGGAACAGGACAAGGGUUUGAUGGUACGGGAAGGCGGGUGGGUGGAUUUACAAUACAUCCGCCACCACCAUCUCUCCGACAAGCUACAUUGGUUGCUGCACAGAAGCGAGCAAGGAAUGGAGCUCUAUUGCCUUCUGGACCAAGAAAGUUGGGUGGAAACAACGAUAUUAUGAGUGCGCUUAGUCCAGCGCAAGCUGCUGCAAUGGCAGCUGAAUGGAGAAUGCAUGAUGAUUUGUGGUGUGGAUCCCACAAUCAAUCUGGUAUUGAUGAUUCGGAUGACGUUAUUAUUCUUGAGGAACCACCUAAUAACAUGACAAUAAAGGAUGGAAAAACCACAAAGGGUAGCUGUUCCAACACUUCUGCAGAGUCCAGCACUUCGUCUGGAAUUCACACAGCAGCACGAGAUGGUCCCUCAUCUUUUUGGACAACAGGUGAUGCAGUUGAUGAUUCAAAGUGGGAAUGUGGUGCUUGCACUCUUCUAAAUCAGCCUUUGGCACCAAUCUGUGAAGUUUGUGGCACUGCAAAACCUAAAAUUGCAAAGGCGAAGUACAUGACUUGGUCUUGUAAAUUUUGUACUCUAGAAAACAGCACUAAGCUUGACAAAUGCUCGGCGUGCGACCAUUGGAGAUACUCAUAUGGGCCACCUAUAGCCACUUAUGGCCCAAGCUAUGAUUGAGAAUUGAGAUAACAUUGAAGGCUACAAUUGUACAGUUACAGCACAGUACUGUGCCAGGUCUUUAACAAUCUUUCAAUUUUCUUUGUGAUGACACUUCAGAGCAGGCAUCUGCUGCAUUGUUGAUUCAAGUUGACUUAUCAGAAGCAGUUCUCGCUAUAUUACCACUAAUGUCAUAUCAGGUUUCAAGUUGCCAGAGAAAUCUGAUACCUGUUAAACUUACCUAAGCCAUCUUUUUUGUUGCUCUUGCUUGUAGCAAUGAGUGGAUCGGUAAAAAGAAACAAUCUUACUCCUUGGCUGUUAACGUUAGCCCCAAGCCCGGGGCAUAGUUCGUCUGAACCUGCAUGCCCAAUGCCCAUCCAUGUCUCGUUGGCAGGUAACAACUCUGCUCCUUGGACGUGGUAUGAUUAGUUGGUCCUGCUGUGUCUGUUCUGAUGUCGUAUACUCAUGUUGCCGUUUGAGUAUGGGGGAGGAACUUAGUGCAUUAAUGUAAGGGUUAAUACCAUGCAUCCGCAAUGCUCUGAAAAAAAGGUUGCCUGCUCA